Pectinophora gossypiella (pink bollworm) is the source of this 1454-nucleotide messenger RNA. RefSeq lists its product as uncharacterized. The transcript is spliced from 2 exons. The coding region runs from base 442 to 1341 and encodes 299 amino acids. The record is from RefSeq and is a predicted model, not a curated record. NCBI's taxonomy places the organism in Eukaryota, Metazoa, Arthropoda, Insecta, Lepidoptera, Gelechiidae.
GAUAUUUUAAGCCGUUACUACUUACUAACGUAAGCACAUAGUCGUUACAUGAGUCACCUCAGGGCCUUUAGCGACUCAAUAAUAACCCUGACACCAGAGUUGAUAAGGUCGGUAAUUUACCUCAUAGCCCACAUGGUAUGAGAAGAAGACGGUACAAAAAUAACUUUAAGCUUUAUCAUUAAAGGUAUAGAUAUCUACCAUAACAUUUGCAUACUUACCUACAUUGGGACAUGUAUUACGGUACCAUUUUCGUACAUAUAGGUACUUACAACCUUUCAAAUGUAAAUUGUACCUAUUAUUUUAGAGUUACCAAAAGAUAAAGGCAAGAGAAGCACUCAACUUUGAGUUAACUUUGCUUUCAGACACGUGUGAUGCUAACAACAUUUUGAAGUAGCACAACACAUUCUGGUGAACUCGAAGUAUUGUAUACAUUAUAAAGAAAUGGCAGCGAGCGUUAAGAAGGAAAAUAUAUUACAACCUUCAACAUUACAAGAGGCUUUGAAUAUUAUUAAAUUUCUCACAACGUCACAUAAACAAGAAGUAACGAAGUUAAAAGAUGCGUUGCAAAAACAUACAGAAGUUGUCAAGAAACUAGAACUGAAUAGGAAAAAGGAAUUAGAAUUCUUAGCUAAAGAAUUACAUAAUUAUGAAAUAAAUUUAGCACAUAGAACAGAGGCAGUAGCCAAACAAUUAGCUCAGAAAGAUGAAAUUAUUAAGAAACAAGUAGAAAUCAUCGAAGAAUUAAAUGCAAAAUUAAAAGCGAAGACACAGGAAGAGUUUAUAAUACCGGAAAUCACAUUAGGUGACUAUAAUUCGGACUCGGGUGUUGCUAUGGAGAAUGAAGAUAGCCACACAAAGGCAGAAGAAGUUAAAACAGAGGCUAAGACAAUAAGGAAAUGCAGUAGAAGAUUUGCUGACUCAAUAAGUUUCCUACGUAGAGUAGAUUUUUCUCCUAUGAAAUAUAAGCCUAGCACUAGAGAAGGAUCAAAGAAGAAGGAAGAAGCAAAGAAGAACUUAGAAGUUCCUGUAGUGAAUAAGAGACUGCUUACCCGUCAGUAUAGUAAUGAUAGGCCUACAAGCGAUGAUGAGAGGCAAGUUACUGAAGAAUCAGUGCUGUCUGAUGGCCCAGAACCUAUCCUGAUAAGACCUAAGCAAAUGAAUGAUAGUAUGAAUAAUCAUUUUUCCGAUGAUGGGAGCGAAGACACCAGUGAAGAAGUAUUUGACAGAGUUAUGACCAGAAGCAGUAUAAGAAGAUCGGUCAAAGCAAAUCCUAAAUAUAAGAAAAUUAAUCGAACGAAAUCGAAACUCCUCGAACACAUUAAAGUCAAUAUUGUAGACUGAAAUAUAAGCAAUGAGAUUAAAACAAUUAGUAUUUGUGCAAUAUGAUUUAAUGUACAGUAAUAAAUUAUAAUAUUAUUGUAACAUAUAUGAAAGAUAUAAAAGAUGUAACUCUU